CUAAGAUAUUUUCGAGAUUAUUUCCGAGAUCUUACUACGUACGAAUCAUUUAUUUUUUUGACUUAAAUCAAUCAAGAGUUUUUUUUUUAAUUUUUGCAUUUUUCACUGAAAUGAAUGGACUGUUAAUGACAUCUUUAUUCACAUUUGGUGUCUUAUUAUGGACAACAACGACAUUCACAUCCGCCUUAUCAUGUGAUUCGUGUGGCCAAGAAUGUGCAGCCGCAUGUGGUAGCCGACAUUUUCGUGCCUGUUGUUUUAACUAUUUACGUAAACGUAAUGGCGGUGGCGCUCCUAUUGAUGAUAAUAGUGAUGACAGAAAUGAUAGGCCAUUAUUACCACAACAAUAUGUUAUACCAGGUCUACGAUUAGAAUUAUGGCCAGCAAAACUUAUAUCUUCACAACAUAUUGUACAACAAAUACCAUAUUAUGCAGAAUUAUCAAGAACAUCACGUGACAUUUUACAUCAUCAACAAGCACAACCAAUGAAAGUAUCAUCUACUGCGUUAACAGCAAAGAAUACUAAAAUAAUGGAUAAUGAGGAAAAUCUUCCAGAGAAUUUAAAUAAUUCAUUGAAUAAUAAUGAAAAAACAUUCUAUGACGAAGCUUAAGAUACGCGACGACCCUAAUAUGACGACUUUUUGCAAUACUUAGAUAAUUGUUACAGUUUAGACAUGUGAAAAGUUAUAGAACAAAACAUUUUCUUUGGCGUCAAUUUAGUUAUUCAAGGGCUUUUCCUAUUAAAGUUCAAGAACUUCUCCUUCCAGGCGGUAUGAAAAUUUUUUAAUUGUUUGGCGAAGCUCUAAAUUGGGGAAUAUUUAUUGAGGAAAUCUCAUUUAUGUAACAAACAACAGACAACAAGAUUUGUUUGUAUCAUUUUCUAGUAAAACUGAAUUUCGCUUGAAUUUCUUAUGCCAACGACGUCAAUAUAUGCCCAAUCCCUCUGUAUAAUAUCUUUCUAAUUAGAAGUAUAAACUGCCUAUAUCAUCCAUAUUUCGUGGCCGAUUCACUUUUUGCCCUCUCUUUUACGGUAUUUUCAUAUUUUGCUAAGAAAUAAUGUAAAAUUUAUUCGACACUCGAAAGCAUUCGUUUUAUUCCACACUCGAAAGCAAACUUUUUAAAACGUGCGGUUACUCCAGUUUAUAGCAAGAAAAAUUAGCAAGAGAUUCGGAUAAUUGCCUGUGUUUUGUAACCCGUAUAAUCGAUUUUUAACGGUUUUAUCUAAAAGCAAAAAUCGAUUAUACGGGUCAAAAAACAUAGGAAAUGACCUGAAUCUCUUGUUCAUGUCUUCACUAACGAUUGGAGUAACUACACGUUAAAAAAGAGUACAAACGAAAGAACAAUUUAGGUAUUCGCUGCCGGGCGUUCUCUCAGAGGAGAAAAAUUGUCUAUUUUCUAAAUUUUCUACUGUGAGUUUUAUAUUAUUUAUUACACUCAAAAUUUCACUGUCUCGGGAAUAGUCUCAAUUCAGUCUGAAUGGCCCAUACUAGCCCUUGUAGAUUAACAUAAAAAAAAUUUGGGAAAAAUAAUUUCCGCGUUUCUCGUCUGAAUAACUAACAAAUUAAACAAAGUUCUAUAACAGUAAUUAUAUGUCUAAAUUGGAACCAUUUCGAAUUUGGAUAUCCACACAAAAGACUAAAUAAAACAAAGGUACUAUUUUAUGAUGAGCGAACACGGGUGAACAUAAAAUAUUUACCUGUUUAUAGUAUGAUCAUAAAAUUUGUGGUGUUUUUUAAAUAUAUAUUUUUAUUCUUUUAAA
Molecule: messenger RNA, 1756 nt
Organism: Chrysoperla carnea
Lineage: Eukaryota; Metazoa; Arthropoda; Insecta; Neuroptera; Chrysopidae
Gene: Trissin
Exons: 2
Coding region: 111-608 (165 amino acids)
Source: RefSeq, a predicted model, not a curated record